Molecule: messenger RNA, 741 nt
Organism: Dermatophagoides pteronyssinus (European house dust mite)
Lineage: Eukaryota; Metazoa; Arthropoda; Arachnida; Sarcoptiformes; Pyroglyphidae
Product: protein PFC0760c-like
Source: RefSeq, a predicted model, not a curated record
AUGAAUAAUGAUAUUGAUAGUUCACAAUGUUAUCCAUUGGAACAAGAAUAUUAUUAUUCAAUGCAAUCAUUGAAUCUAACGGAAUGUCAAGAAGAUGAUCAUAUCUAUCCUAUUCGACGAGUUCAAUCUUGUCCAAUUUUGAACAAUGAACUAUACCGAAUCGAAUCUGAUGAUGAAUCUGAUAACGAUGAUGAUGAUGCUGAUUAUUAUCCUGUACAUCAUGUAAACUAUUACAUGGAACAUCAACAAAAAACAAAAUCGAAUCCAAUAAAAAUGAGUGAUAACCGUGAGAAAAUCUUUUAUAUACCGGAUGAUGAUUAUGAAGAUGAUCCGAGUAAUUUGGCUUAUUAUGAUGAUUCUAAUUUUUUCGAUGAUUAUGAGGCAUAUUGGGAUGUUGUCGAUGAUGAUGAUGAUGAUAAUGAAUUUGUCUACUACAACGGCGAUGAAAUGAACGAAUCGUUCGAAAUAAUCGAUACAAGCACAUUGGAUUUAAAUGAAAUCCAUAUUUUCCCGGAACAAGAAUCAAAUGAUGAUGAUGAUAAUGAGCAACAAGAAUACUUUCCCGUGCAUCAUGUUCUUAAUUCGCCCGAAAAUAUUGAUAACAACCAAGAAGAAUCGGAUGAGGAUGAUCAUUACCCAAUUCAUCAUGCAAAUCUAGAUGAAAAUAAUAAUAAUGAUGAAGAAUUGGAUCAAUCCGAUGACGACGAACAUUACCUGCCAAUGCGUCGUCAUAGCAUCUGA